AUGCGCCCCCUGCUCGGCCUCCUCCUGGUCUUCGCCGGCUGUACCCUCGCCCUGUACUUGCUGUCGACUCAGCUGCCCCGCGGGCCGAGACUGGGCUCCGCCGAGGAGGCUGGAGGCAGGUCACUGUGGUUCCCUUCAGACCUGGCCGAGCUGCGGGAGCUCUCCGAGGUCCUUCGAGAGUACGGGAAGGAGCACCAGGCCUACGUGUUCCUGCUCUUCUGCAGCACCUACCUCUACAAACAAGGCUUUGCCAUCCCUGGCUCCAGCUUCCUGAACGUGUUAGCUGGGGCCCUGUUCGGGCCAUGGCUGGGCCUUCUGCUGUGCUGCGUGCUGACCUCAGUGGGGGCCACAUGCUGCUAUCUGCUCUCCAGUGCUUUUGGCAAACAACUGGUGGUCUCCUACUUCCCCGAGAAAGUGGCCCUGCUGCAGAGAAAGGUGGAAGAGAACAGAAACAGCCUGUUUUUUUUCCUCCUGUUUUUGAGACUUUUCCCCAUGACACCAAACUGGUUCCUGAACCUCUCAGCCCCGAUCCUCAACAUUCCCAUCGUGCAGUUCUUCUUCUCCGUGCUCAUUGGCUUGAUCCCAUACAACUUCAUCUGCGUGCAGACGGGCUCCAUCCUGUCAACAGUCACCUCUCUGGAUGCUCUGUUCUCCUGGGAAACCAUCCUGAAGCUGCUGGCCAUUGCCCUGGUGGUCUUAGUUCCGGGCACCCUCAUUAAAAAAAUUCAGCCAGAAACACCUGCGUGUGAGAGAAGCAAACACCGUUAAUCAUCUAAAUAGAAAAGACACGUGAUCUGGGUUUUCUGGCCCCCACAUCCGUGGACUGGACAUUAGAGGCAUGGGUGUGGUCCUCUAAAGCCCCUCCUUGUUUUUAAAUGACCGGAAACUGAUGAUUUGGACACUGUUCAUCCGUGGGCAAGGCCUUGUUAUAAAAGACUGUUUUGCAGAAGGUGAA
This is a messenger RNA of Echinops telfairi (small Madagascar hedgehog), 955 nucleotides long. RefSeq names its product transmembrane protein 41A (gene TMEM41A). Lineage: Eukaryota; Metazoa; Chordata; Mammalia; Afrosoricida; Tenrecidae. The transcript is spliced from 5 exons. The record is from RefSeq and is a predicted model, not a curated record. Bases 1 to 768 code for a protein of 255 amino acids.